AUGCUACGAGAGGGCGCCAGCCUAGCAGCCUGCACGCUAUUGGUCGAAACCGGGCGACCGACUGUGGCGUUUGGGGCAGCAGUAACGGCCAAGGGGCUGGCAGCAAAGGCGCCAGAUCAGACAAGUGGCACGCCGACCGAUGGUAAGGGGUCGGGCGGCGGGUACGGUGGGCGAGGCGCGUCCUGUAGCGUGAACAGUGACAACGGGGCCGGCAGGGGCGGCACGAACAGUGCUAGGGGGGAAAACAGGGGCGGAGGCGGAUGGGGGGCGGAGGCGGAGUCAUGGGGGGGAGAUGCGUAUGCCUGGUCUUCCCUCACAGAUCCUUGGAAAACGGGUAGCAAGGGGGGAGCGUUGGGGGAGGCGGAUGGGGGGGGGCCUGGGGGGAGGGCGAGUACGCAUUGUGGUGCGGGGGGAUGUGGUGGUGGAGGGGCGGAUAGACGCGGAUGGGGGGGAUGCACAGAUGGGCAGCAUGGGGAGGCUUGGGGGGGGAGGGUCCGCACCGGGGGAGGGGGGGGCGGAGGGGGCGGAGGGGGAGAUCAGCCGGCGCCAUCUCCACCGUUGGAUCCUGAUGAAGCGGAGGUGGAGGUGGUGGUGGCGAAUCUGACACUCACGAAUGCGACUCUGGAGGUGUGUGGGACGAUCAAGGUCUUCGCCUCGCACUUCAACCUGCACUCCUCUGCCUCUCUGCAUAUCCACCAGCUAGCCGCCGCUGCUGCUGCUAGCAGGAGUAGCAGCCAUCUGAACCUUGUCCCUUCUCCCUCAGGGCGGUUCCUCCCUAUUGAGCUCAGGCCAUGUGUGGCUGCACGGGCAGAACGAGCUGGCUCUGGGCGGCAGGAGCCUGCUAACUGCCAAAGAACUCCUCAUCCCCAUGUUUAUCGCCUUUCGUUCCGGGUUCUGGGCGGCAGCCGGAUCGCCGCCCCUCUCUCCCAUGCUGCACUUUCUCACCUACAGUCACUCUCCGAUGGUGGUAGAAGCGAACCAACAUUUCAGCCAGAAUUCCUGCUACAGCCGGCUGUCUCUCUGCUACGGUUGCAGCACGCAGCAGCAAGGUGGAAAGCGGGAGCUUGGGCAAUCCCUCCUCCUCCUCCUCCUCCUCCUCCUCCUCCUCCUCCUCCUCCUCCUCCUCCUCCUCCUCCUCCUCCUCCUCCUCCUCCUUUUCCACCUUUGAAUCUGUGGCGUGUUGGGGGUGUGCAGUGCAGGCAGGUGACUUGCCAUACUGUCACGUGUAGGAGUGUCUGUCCAGUGAGGUCUUAUCAUCUGGACAGCCAGUACGGGCAAGGGGCGAUGGAGGGGGCACUGGUCCGUCGUCUGGACAGCCUGUACGUGCAAGGGGCGAUGGAGGGUGCAUUGGUCCGCAUAUAUGCCUCCUCCUCAUUGGUCAUCGACCACCGAGCCUCCAUCUCUGCUUCAAGCCUUGAUGAGUGGCAGGGAGCGGACAGACAACACACGCACAAUGGGAAGCGGAACGGGGGGAUUCGGGAGUGGAGGGCGGAGAAAGGAGGAGUGGGGGAUGGAGAAAGGGGAGUGGGGGGCGGAGAAGGCAGAGUUGGGGAAAAGAAAGGGGAGUGGGGGGCGGAGAAGGCAGAGUUGGGGCAAAGAAAGGGGAGUGGGGGGCGGAGGAGGCAGAGUUGGGGCAAAGAAAGGGGAGUGGGGGGCGGAGAAGGCAGAGUUGGGGCAAAGAAAGGGGAGUGGGGGGCGGAGAAGGCAGAGUUGGGGCAAAGAAAGGGGAGUGGGGGGCGGAGAAAGCAGAAUUGGGGCAAAGAAAGGGGAGUGGGGGGCGGAGAAGGCAGAGUUGGGGCAAAGAAAGGGGAGUGGGGGGCGGAGAAGGUAGAGUUGGGGCAAAGAAAGGGGAGUGGGUACAUGGUAGUAGCAAAGGCACCCAAAAGUGUGAAGACGGGAUAG
Messenger RNA from Closterium sp. NIES-65, 1902 nucleotides. The record is from the annotation of a GenBank genome assembly. Lineage: Eukaryota; Viridiplantae; Streptophyta; Zygnematophyceae; Desmidiales; Closteriaceae.